This is a messenger RNA of Durusdinium trenchii, 1563 nucleotides long. The record is from the annotation of a GenBank genome assembly. NCBI's taxonomy places the organism in Eukaryota, Dinophyceae, Suessiales, Symbiodiniaceae.
AUGUUCGCAUGGUGUGCCGCGCUGAGGGCGCAGCAACAUGAUGUUGAUGGCUUGCAAGUCCGUGAGCAAGGACAAGUUGGUGAGGGUGGCUUUUCCACCAUAUGGCGUGUGCAUUUGGUGGCCGACCGGGGUCCUGAUGAUGAGCGGCUCCCUACCACAAUGGCAUUGAAAAAGACCAUUUGCCAGGAUGAGGAGCGUUUGGACCUGGCGCGGAAUGAGGUGGAGCUCCUGAAGCGUGCGAGCUCGGAGGGGAGACAUGCAGGGAGAGAGUUCUUGGUGCAGUACUUCUCUCACAAGGAACUAGCGUGCCAAAAAGGCGGCAACGCCAUGACGGAGGUGCAGCUACUGAUGGAGUGGUGCGGUGGCGGCUCCUUGCUCUCGCGGAUUUUGGGUCCGGAGACUGUGGCCAUCGCGCGUUGUCCGAAUAUGCCGGAGGCCGAAGUGGUGCCCGUGAUGCGCGAAGCAGCGCUGGGGUUGGCCUUUCUUCACAGCCUGGGCAUCGUUCACUACGACUUGAAGCCAGAGAACAUCCUCUUCAACGAGGGCCAUGUUCGGCUCUGUGACUUCGGCUCAGCCAGUGAGCGGCAGUGGCCCGACUUCGGCCCCGACGCCUCCCGGCGCGCGGCGCGCGAGGUGGAGCUCUUCUUCUCCAACCGUACGACUCCCAUGUUUCGGCCCCCGGAGCUGGCGGACCCGGACCUCGUUCGGCUGCCCGUGACCGCCGCAGCGGAUCUCUUCAUGUUGGGGCUCUGCCUCUACCAGAUGCUCUUCGCGGUGCACGCCUUCCCUCUGGAGGGCCGACUGGCCAACAUCCACGUGAGGUACGUGCUGCCGGAGGGGGCGGAGACGUGCUACUCCCCGGCCCUGCUGAGCACGCUGGCGGCGCUGCUGAGCCGGGACCCCCUUCAGAGGCCCCGUGGUGAGGUGAUUCUGGGCAUUGGCCCCAGAAGCUUUCGAGCUCUCGGUGUUCGGUGCCCCAGCUCGGUGCCCCGUGCACCGUCGUCCGACCUGGCUCGACUGCCGUCCUUGGGCGGGAAAGUCUCCGUGCCGGAGCAGUGUGCCGAGUUCACCCGGAUCUGCCAGAAGGAGAAUGAAGUCCAGAUGCAGACCGCGCUGCGAGAAUUGGACUCUGAAGGGCUCCAACUGCUCAAAGCGGGGAAGGUCCCAGAGCUCUCGCAUCAGCUCUUCAUGAAAUCCGCGCCAGACCUCAUGCACCCCCGUGGCAAGUUGCAGACGGCUGGGCAAGAUUUGUUGCAGAGGAAGAUCUCGAGGGAGCUCCCACAGAGAGUGGCUGCUGAGACGGCGACGCUCAGAAAGCAGAUCGACGCCGAGAUCCGCGAGCGCCGGCGCCUCUUCGCGGACCUCCGGCAGCGCGCCAAGACGGCGGCGAGCGCCGCCGUGGCGCGCUCGGCGCCGGGCCCGGUGCGCGGCGCCACGAGGUUUCGGCCGCUGGAGCUCUCCCGGCCUCCCACGCGCGAGUUCCCCACGUGGCCGGUGACGAAGCGGGCUGUGGUGGGCGUGGACCGGAGCGCUUCUGAUUUGGCCACCUUCCGAAUGCUCUGA